Molecule: messenger RNA, 1671 nt
Organism: Synchiropus splendidus (mandarinfish)
Lineage: Eukaryota; Metazoa; Chordata; Actinopteri; Syngnathiformes; Callionymidae
Gene: her13
Product: hairy-related 13
Exons: 4
Coding region: 198-902 (234 amino acids)
Biological process (GO): anterior/posterior pattern specification; regulation of transcription by RNA polymerase II; regulation of neurogenesis
Cellular component (GO): nucleus
Molecular function (GO): DNA-binding transcription factor activity, RNA polymerase II-specific; protein dimerization activity; RNA polymerase II cis-regulatory region sequence-specific DNA binding
Source: RefSeq, a predicted model, not a curated record
CCUCAUUCACAUGCUAAUAAGCCCCUAUAAAUACUAACAACAGCCCCUCGACUCCAGCACCACGUCUCAUUUGGACUGCACAAUAAACACAGGGCGCCUCGCCCCCCUUUUUUUUCUUGCUGUAACCGGUUCCGUUUGCCAGCUGCUCCUCACCGCCGCCGGAGCAGAACCACUGCAACACCCGCAGGAGACUCAUCAUGGCCCCCGCGGCUCGGCCCAGCAGCACCGGACCGGAGGAGGACGAGGGCUACUAUGGCGUCCAGAAGAGCGACAGAAAGAUUCGGAAGCCGCUGGUGGAGAAGAAGCGCAGAGCCCGGAUCAACGAGAGCCUGCAGGAGCUGCGGACUCUGCUGGCGGACACUGACUUCCAUUCCAAAAUGGAGAACGCGGAGGUGCUGGAGAUGACAGUGAAGAAGGUGGAGGACAUCCUGAAAAACCGCUCUCAAGAGAGCGACACACUGAGUCAUGAAGCCAGCGAACGCUUCGCUGCCGGCUACAUCCAGUGCAUGCACGAGGUCCACAUGUUCGUCUCCAGCUGCCCCGGGAUCGACGCCACAGUCGCGGCCGAGCUCCUCAACCACCUCCUGGAGUGCAUGCCCCUGAACGACGACCACCUCCAGGAUGUUCUGAUGGAUCUGGUGGCAGAGCCUCAGGGCAGCAGCUGGCACGGAGAGGGCGGCGAGAGUCUCUGCGGGAGUCUGGCGUCACCCGGAGGGAGGAGCGCAUCGUCUUCCGCCCUCUCCCCGGCCCCGUCCACCACCUCCAGCGAGGACCUCUGCUCCGACCUGGAUGAGACCGACAGCGAGCACAACCAGAGCUCCACGGAUGUUAUGGAGAGCAGGGAGAUUCUCGGCAUGCCCACCAUCACCUACCCGUCUCGGUCCAUGUGGAGACCCUGGUAGUGGUCCAGCUUCUCCUCACAAACACUUGACUUUGGGCUCAUUCAACACCUUUGGAUCCAGCUGUGGAUAACAUGAUCCAGCUUCAAUAGCCGCUCUGGAUUUUUCUCUUCUCGCCCUGCGACCCUGAGUGCUGGCCUCUGGGAAGACAGCCUCACUGACACAACAUGGAUAUGGAGAAAACAGUUGGAUUCAAACACAAACUGCUGUGCAUCCUCCCCAGAGCGAUCUGUCGUGUAAAUAGAAUUUGUACGAAGAGCUCUUGUUACUGAAGUGUGCUGUGUUUACCUGAGAAAAAUCACGUGACUCAUCAUUUGGACAAAAAUCAAAGUGAAAUAUCAAAUUUUUACUCAUUUGUUUGGAAUAAUGUAAUUGAGCUACAUAUUUAACACAAUAGCUGAGAAAUUAUCAUAUUUAUUGAGCAUAUUAAUUGUGAUAAUUGAGUAAAAUAUUCAUAAAUCAUGUCUGUCAGACACAAAAUUGUGACCUUUAUUUCAUGUUUUUGUGAGUCUUCUGCUCAAACAGUAUCGGCAGAACAUUCAUUCACAAUGUCCAACGUUCCUUAAAACACAAUGAGUAUUAGCUUACUAUAAUCACAACUGUCUCACUGAUGUUUUUCUUGAGUAAAUGCUGAUGCUUCUGUACAUUUUAGAAACUGUUUGAAUAAUAUAAAUAUUUUUAAUCUAUUUGAUGUAAACCUUGUAGAUUACUUGUAGUUUCUGAUGUUUGGUGUUUAGAUUUGCCAGGAAACGUUUCUGAAUAAAGUAUUGUA